Messenger RNA from Dictyostelium discoideum AX4, 672 nucleotides. RefSeq lists its product as hypothetical. Lineage: Eukaryota; Evosea; Eumycetozoa; Dictyosteliales; Dictyosteliaceae. The record is from RefSeq and is a predicted model, not a curated record. The transcript is spliced from 2 exons. The coding region runs from base 1 to 672 and encodes 223 amino acids.
AUGUCAUUAAUUGCAAUGAGAAUUAUGAAAGAAAAUCAAUUAAAAACCAAUUUACAAUUAAUUGAAAAUAGUCUUAAAAUAGAAAAUAAAAAUGAUUUAAAAAUCAAUAAAGAUAUUGAAAAUAAACAAUUUAAAAAUAAUUAUAAAUAUAAUAAUCAUAAUUUAUUUUAUUUGACAAACAAUGAAUAUUUUUCAAAAGAAACAAAAAAUAAUAUUGAAAUAAAUAUAGAAAAAAUUGGAAAUAAAUUGAAUGAUAUAAAAGAAAUUAUAUCCUCAAAAAAUGAUUGGUCCAUUGAUGAAAUAUCUUUAAAAAAUAUAUACUUUAACUUAUUACCAAAAAAGCUAAAAGAUAUGUUUGGUCUAGUAUUGGUCGAUAUUUUAGAAAACAUAUAUAAAACUUUAAAAAGGAAUUGUCAAAAUCCAAAUAUUUUAAAAAUUGUGCAAAAACAAUCAAUAAAUAAUCAAAUAAUUUUUAAAAUUGAAUCAUUUUAUGAUGAUGAUGAUGAUGAUGAUGAUGAUGAUGAUCAUGAAAAACUUAAUUCAAAUAAUGAUAAUAAUAUUUUAAAUUCAAAUAAAAGUAUUUGUAAUUUAUCAUUUGAAUUUGGAAAUUUAAUUAUUUUAUUUAAAUCAAUAAAAAAUAUAAAUAUUCAAUUAAUGGAUUUUAAUACUUAA